This is a messenger RNA of Sinocyclocheilus anshuiensis, 865 nucleotides long. Its product is annotated as GPI-linked NAD(P)(+)--arginine ADP-ribosyltransferase 1-like. The transcript has 2 exons. Bases 1 to 792 code for a protein of 263 amino acids. The record is from RefSeq and is a predicted model, not a curated record. NCBI's taxonomy places the organism in Eukaryota, Metazoa, Chordata, Actinopteri, Cypriniformes, Cyprinidae. Gene Ontology annotation, molecular function: NAD+-protein-arginine ADP-ribosyltransferase activity; NAD+ poly-ADP-ribosyltransferase activity.
AUGCUGCUGAUCAUUGAAGCUCUUCUGCUCAUUUUAGCUGCUCUAGGACAGGAUCACAGAGCUGCUGCAAGACAGAUAUUUCCACUGGAUAUGGCACAGAAUUCUGUUGAUGACAAUUAUGACGGCUGUACAAAGGAAAUGGCGAAUCUGGUGAAGACCAAAUAUCUCGAAAAGGAAAUGCAAUCUAAUUUUGCAAAUGCUUGGAAACAAGCUGAAAAGAAUUACAAGCCACCCGGAGAUAAAUUGACAAAGAAUCAUUCGAUCGCUAUCUAUGUGUACACUAACUCUAAAUUUGAGAUUUAUAAGGAUUUCAAUAAUGCUGUUCGUAAUGAAAAGAAAAAAUACCAAAACAAGAAAUUCACAUGGUAUUCACUUCACUUUUUGUUAACAGAUGCGGUACAGAUUCUGAAGAAAACACAAAAAGGAUGCAUGUUAACUUAUCGUGGUACAAAUGUUAAUUUUAAUGAGAGUGUUCUAAACAAAGAGGUUCAUUUUGGCUCAUUUGCUUCUUCCUCUUUUAAUCAUACCAAAACAAAACUUUUUGGAAAUAAAUCUUGUUUUGUAAUCUACACUUGUGAAGGUGCAAAUUUGACAAAAUAUUCUAAGCAUGACAAGGAGGAAGAGGUGCUGAUUCCUCCUUAUGAGACGUUUAAAGUCACUGCUGUCAAGACAAGAAAACAGCAGAAAGAUCUCUGGUGUGACACUGUGUUCACUUUGAAAAGCUCUGGAAACAGAAGUGACCUGAAUUGUGCUCUAUUCAAGAAACCACCCAAGACCAUAACAAAAUACUAAGACUGGCAAUGAAAGUAGGCCUACUGAACAAAGAGCUUUGAAUUUAUGAAUUUAUAGUACACCAAUUCCAACA